Messenger RNA from Chaetomium globosum CBS 148.51, 987 nucleotides. RefSeq lists its product as uncharacterized. The record is from RefSeq and is a predicted model, not a curated record. The transcript has a single exon. The coding region runs from base 1 to 987 and encodes 328 amino acids. Lineage: Eukaryota; Fungi; Ascomycota; Sordariomycetes; Sordariales; Chaetomiaceae.
AUGGGCUGGUUCGACGGCUGGUUUGGUUCCGGCAACGGCGGCUCCGAUCCGCUGGGGCGGCUAGACCCCAAGCUGCGCGAGUUCCUCGAAAAGGAGUCGCCCGUCAAGUACAGCAACAGCAACAACAACAACCCCUCCUCCCACCCCCAGCAGCAAGCUCAACCACCACCAUCAUCCGACCAAAAACCCACCACCACCUCCCCCGCCGGCACCCCCCCACCCCCUCCCGAAUCCCUCUACCCCGACGGCCGCUACGCCCAUCUCUGGAAGACCUACCGCCCCCUCAGCGCCGUGGAAGCCGAGACCAAAUCGGACAACGAGAAGCUCUCGGACGUGCUGGAGGCCUUCAAGGAGCGCAAGGGCCUGAUCGGGCGGGCGGCGCUGGAGAACUGCGCCGAGGAGCAGGUCGACUGGACCGAGUGCAUGAAGUCGGGCAGCUGGACGGCGCGCAUGACCAUGUGCCGCGACGAGGUGCAGAAGUUCGAGCGCUGCUACAACGCCCAGAGCCGCCUGCUCAAGGCCCUGGGCUACCUGAGUGUCCACGGCCGUAAUCCCCAGGUCGAUGAGGAUAUCCAGAUGCGCGCCGAUGAGCUGUAUCAUCGGAUGCUGGCGCAUGAGCGCGAGGUGGAGAAGGCGAAGGAGGAGGGCCGCGAGGCGCCCGUUCUUAAGACGCUGUUUGAGGAUGCGCCGGCGCCUGCGGCUCGGGCGGACGCUGCUGACAAGGGGGUUGAUGUGCCCGAGCCGAGCGCGGCGGUUGUGGCGUCGUGGAAGACUGCGCUGGAGAAGCUACCGCCUGAGGAGCGUGAGGCCGAGGAGAAGGCGCUCAGGGCGGAACACAGGGCGAAGGCGGAAAUGGCGGCGAAGGUGCAGGGUCUGUGGCAGGAACAGGCCAAGGAGAGGGAAAAGCGCAAGGCAGAGGGGAAGGAGACCUUCAUGGACAGGUUUUCUGCCCUGGCUGGGUCUUGGUCGGGCCCGAAGUCAGCAUGA